AUGACUUCUAGUGAAUUACUUCAAAUUAAAAUUCUUUUUGAAAGCAUUCAAUCCAAUAACCCAAAAACUAUAAUAAAACAAAUAAAUGAAUUUAUAAAAAAAGUAGGAAGAAAAGGAAUAAUUUAUUAUUUAUCAUUAUUAUUAUCAACAAAAUAUAAGAAGAGUACUGAAAUAUAUUAUGAAGAAUUAUCACAUUUUAUUUCUCAAUUAAUUUCAUCACCAUUUUUUGAAGGAAUUUUCUUUGAGGCAAUAAAUUCAAUUCAAUUUAAUUGUGAUAUAUCUAAACUCACAUUAAAAAAACAUGAAUUACAAUUUCUUCAACAUCUUCUUGCACUUCAUCAUGGAGAAUUUCUUUCAUUGCCAAUUGAAAAAACAGAUAUUCCUAAAGAUGAAUUACUUCAAAAUUUUUAUGAAGAUCCACAUUAUGUAGUGAAUAUUACACAAUCUACUCAUCCAUCUCCAAUUUUUGCAUUACAUUGGACUAAUCCAAUAACACUAACAUUACCUCAAAAUACUAUUAUAUUACCAAUUAGAGAAUUAAUUGAAGAAUUUAGUAAUGAAGAAUUAAAUGAAUUUAUUACAGAAUAUUAUUUAACAACAGAAGAAUGUAUUUUAUGUCUUGAUAUUAUUUGUAAAAGGAAAAUAGGAUGUAAUACACCAUUUUUAUCUAAAGUUGAAUGGUCAGUUGUAAUUAGUCAAUUUAAUAAAGAACUAAAAGAAGAAGAAAUUAAUUACAUUUGUUUAUAUUUAAAUAAUUGUAAAAUAUCAACAAUAUCAUUUAAUUUAUUAAUUUCAUUUAUUACUUAUAUUCUUUCAAAUCAAAAGAAUAUUAAAAUUAUAAAACUAUUAGUUCUUUCAUUAUUUAAUCAAUUUAAUUCAAUAGAAGAAUUAUUUAAUUCAAAUGAUUUCUUUGAAUAUAUGAAAUCAAAAGGAAAUGAUGUAAUAAAUUAUAAUAAAAUGAAUUCAAUAAUAAUAGAAAUUAGUAACAAAUAUCCAAAUGUUAUUUGUAAAUAUAUUGAAUGGGGAAGAAUAGAAGUAAUAAAAGAAGUAAUAGAAAAUCAAAGAAUAUUAGUAUUUUUAAUUGAAAACAAUAAACAAACAAUUGAGUACUUAAUUAAAGAAUAUGAAAAAUCAAGUAAAAUUAUUAGUAGUAUCAGUAAAGUAAUUAAUAGUAAUAAUUUAGAAUUAAUUUUAAAAUUUAAAUCAAAUAAAUUAAUGAUGAUUGAUUUAGCUUCAAUACUUGGAAUAAAUGCAAUUCAAUUAAUAUUAAAUGAGAAUAUGAAAGAAAGUAUUUUAUUGUUUUUAAAAUAUAAAGAAGAAAAAAAUCAAAUUGUUAGUAACACAACUCUUUCUAAACCAAUUUAUACUAUUUUAAUAGAAUUUAUUAAAAUUAAUAAAAUUGAAAAUCAAAUUAGUUUAAAUGAAAAUGAAAUAAAUUUAUUAGAAGAAGUAUUAAAUAAUAAAAUUACUAUUAAUGAAUUUUGUAACUCAUUUGAAUGUAUAAUUAAAAACCAAAAUGAAAUAAACAAAAAUAUUGUAAGUGAAAUACUUCAAUUUUUAUGUGACGGAUUGAUUCAACCACCAAUUAAAGGAAGUUCAAUAAUUGGAGAUAUUGUAGGAGAAUUACUUAAAAGAAAAAUAAUAAAAGGGGUGAUGUAUAUUCAUAUUGUUAGAAUUAUUAUAAAUCAAUUAGACGAUAUUAACAAACCAACAUUUUAUAAUUCUUUAAUUGUUCUUGAAAAAUUAAAAAAAACUGGAAUUAUUAAUGGAGGAAUUGCUAAAACAUUAAGAAAUUAUUCACAUAUUAAUCAAAUUAAUACAGAAUUAUAUUCAUAUAUUAAUGCACAAUGUAAUAAACCCAGAGUUUCUGAAAUGGAUAUAUUAAAGUCGUUAAUAAAUGAAAAUUAUUUUAAUGAACCAAUGAAAAAAUGUAUUUCAAAAACCAUUCAAAAUUUAAUAAAUUGGAUAUUUAAUGAAAAUGAUAAUUUUAUUAAAGAUAUUUCACAUGAAUUAAAAGAUGAAAUUGCUAUUUUUAUUGUUGCAAUUCAUUCUACUAUCGAACAACAAAAAAAAUUAUUAAAAAUAUGUGAUUUUGAAUAUCAAAUUCAAUAUUGUACUACUGCAAUUCAACAUAAUCAUUUUAAUAAAAUAAGUCAUAUUGAUCAUUGUAUUGGAAUUGGAAAAUGGUUAGGUACUUUAACACUACAUCAAAAUAAACCAAUUUUAAUGAUUCAAUUAAAUUUAAAACCAUUUAUUAUUAGUAAAUGUAAAGUUCAUUCAAUUGAAGGUGCUGGAUUCUUUUUGGUUAAUUUAUUAAAAGGAAUUAAAGGAAGUAUUUUUACAAUUCACAAUCCUUGGAUAUUUCCUUUAAUUGAAAUACUUAAAGAAAUUUAUAAAUUAAAUCUUUCUGGUCUAAAACAAGAAAUUGCUUUCUUCCUUGAACAAAAUGGUAUUUCUUUAAAUUUAAUAAAUUCAAAAAAUUCUAGUACUUCUUUACAAUUAAAUGAAUUACCAGUUAAAAGUUUGAUUAAUAUUCCAAAUGAAGAAUGUAAUAUAAAAAUUGAAAUUGACAAAAUACCAAGAAUUAUUUGUACUACUGAAUUAACUGAAAAAGAAUGGAAAAUAAUUUUAAAAGGAAUUAUUACUUCAACAAUAAAAGAAGUGAUUGAAGGUAAAAAAGGAAUGAUAGAAAGAUUAACGUUAUCAAUAAAAGAAUUAAUAAUGAAAGAUAUAGAAAUGAUAAGUAUUCCAAAUAAAUAUAAAAAUACAAUACUUCCGAUGAUUAUUUGUAGAUUAAAUAGUAUUAGUAUUAUUAGAAUGAUUAUUAGUAAUAUUCAUAUUCCAAUUUGUGAAUGUUCUAAAGAAAUAUUUAAUAAAAUGAUUCUUUAUUAUAUUCCUCAAUGUUGGAUGGAAUACAGAAUAAUACCAUUUGAUGAAUAUAAAGAAAAAGUAUUUAAAUCAAUAGAAGUAUUUAAUACUAUUAUUAACCAAAAAACACUUGAAGGAAUAAUAAAAGAAUUAUUAAAAAAUAUUAGUAUUUCAUUAAAUGAAAAUCAAAUUUAUGAAAGAAUUAAUGAAGAACAAAAAUUAAAAUUAAAUAAUAUUCCGUUUGAAAAACAAAUUGAAUUGAAUCAAAAUAUCGGAUUUCAGUUUAAAAAUAAAAAAUGGACCAUCUCAUUAUUUGAUAAAGAAGUUGUUAAAUUAAUUGUUCAUUUUAUUUGUAUAACAAAUGAUAAAUUAAUUGGAGAAUUAUUAAUAAAUAAUUUUAUUCAAAAUCAAAAUAUAAAUAUUCAACAUAAAACAAUGAAAUAUUUAAUAAAAUCAUUAAUUUAUGAAGAAGAAACAAGUGAAAAUGGAAUAGACUAUAAGUUAUUUGAAGAAAUUAUAGAAACUAUUAUUGAUAAACAAGAUAACUCUUCUCAAGUAUUUUUUAUUAAAAAUUUAUUUAAAGGAAUUAAAGACCUAAUAAACACAGAAAAGAAUACUAUUAAAGAAGAAAAGAUUAAAAAUAUAGUUAUUAUAUUAAAACAUUAUAUUUCAUUUAUUCUUAAAAUAAAUAACACUUCUAAAAUUUAUAUCAUUAUUAUUAAAUUAAUUGAUAAAAUCAAUAAAAUUAAUAAUUAUUUAGAAUGGGACUUGACCCAAUUAUUAUUUAAUAUAGAAGUUAUUAAUAAUAUUCUUAAUAAUAACAACAUAGAUUUAAUUGCUUUAUACUUCAGUACUCUUUGUAAUAUAUUAAAAAAAUUAAAUUUAUUAUUAAUUAAUAAUAAUUCUUAUGAAUUUGAUGUAAUUAAAAAUGCUUUUGACUAUAUAAAUAAAGAAUAUAAUCAAUUUUUAAAUGUUUAUAAAACAGAUAUUAUCAACUCAUUACCUGAGAAAUCUUCUCUUUUAAACAUCGUUAAUGAAUCUUCUCAUUAA
Messenger RNA from Entamoeba dispar SAW760, 3918 nucleotides. RefSeq lists its product as uncharacterized. The transcript has a single exon. The record is from RefSeq and is a predicted model, not a curated record. The coding region runs from base 1 to 3918 and encodes 1305 amino acids. Lineage: Eukaryota; Evosea; Mastigamoebida; Endamoebidae.